This is a messenger RNA of Gallus gallus (chicken), 627 nucleotides long. RefSeq names its product beta-keratin-related protein (gene CBP4B1I). The record is from RefSeq and is a predicted model, not a curated record. NCBI's taxonomy places the organism in Eukaryota, Metazoa, Chordata, Aves, Galliformes, Phasianidae. Gene Ontology annotation, molecular function: structural constituent of cytoskeleton. The transcript has a single exon. The coding region runs from base 29 to 358 and encodes 109 amino acids. Gene Ontology annotation, cellular component: intermediate filament.
AGUCACCUCCCUCCCGCCUCCGCCAGACAUGUCGUGCUACAGCCCGUGCCAGACAGCCGCCUGCGGCCCAGCUCCGCUUGCCAACAGCUGCAACGAGCCGUGUGUCCUUCGUUGUGCCGACUCCAGCGUUGCGAUCCAGCCCCCACCAGUGGUGGUGACGCUGCCGGGCCCAAUCCUCAGCUCCUUCCCUCAGAGCACAGCCGUGGGAUCCACGGCGUCGGCUGCCGUGGGGAGCUCUCUCAGCGCUGGCAGUGUGCCCAUCGGUGCUGGGGGCUCCCUGGGGCUGGGGGGCUUUGGGUGGUCAGGGCUGGGCCGUGGGCUCUGUGGGACUCUGGGACGUGGCAACCUCCUCUGCUAAAGCCCGUGGACCACCUGCCUGUGCAUGAGCACCUCGGGCCUUGAAGGCAGCCCUGGAGCCAGCCCUGAGGGCAUGGCCGCGGUCUGCAGAGGAGCCGAGUUCCCGCCAACUUCUCCUCCUCGUCGCCCGCCCUCUUUCCCCUGCUUACUAUCCGUGGUCUUCCGCUUUCACUGAGCUUUACAGACAUCCAAAGGGCACUGCUGAAGCUCUCAGCUGUUGCCCGUUCCUCUCCUUUUCUCAUUAAAGACAUUGAGCAUCAGCUUUGGAAA